UUUUUUGUCCUGCCGCCAUCUUAAGGACUCUAGCGCCUUCAACUGGUUCGAGCACGUCUAUGGGUUUAAUUGGGAAAUGGCUAGCCAAACUCAUCUCACAGCAGAGGAAAAGCAGCGUUACGUGACUAAAACUACUAUAUUAGGAUUGGAUCCAUAUGUACUGCCAAAUGGCACACUAACCCUGCCUUUGUCCACGGAACAUUUGCCAAAUAUUUGUUUUGGUGACAUUUUCCUUUAUCUAGUACACAACCCGUCGCCAUACAGCAGGGAUUCUCUGAAGGCAUUCAAAAGCACUGAGGCAUACCUGUAUCAGGAUGGGUACACGACCCGCGGAUUUAUCAUCUGAACAUUAAGAAAAUGUUCAUAAUCAUAGGAAAGGUCAAGCAUUCUCAAAACCUUUCUGUGACCCUAACACAUCCCUGGAUCACAGUGCAAGAGGACGGUACAGUAGUCAUGGCUCAUUGCACCUGUAAGGCAGGAGAGGUCAGGCCUAGGAGAGGUCUGCUCUCAUGCAGCAGCUGUCCUCUACUCUGUGUUGGCUGCUGCUGAACAAAAAAAUGGGCAGGCUUGCACCGAGAAGCCCUGUGCUUGGGCUGACACAAGUAUGAAGGGGGUCCCAUAUGAAGAGAUUCGUAACAUCAGCUUCUCUCAUAAACAAGGGCCCCCCGUCAUGUGAAAGGAUCUAGUUUUCCUGAUAUCAGACCAUCAGAUGAAGUGAGCCAGGCAUUCAGUGAAAUGCAGGAGUCCAAACCAAAGAUCAUUGAUGGCCACUCACACAGGUACAUUCCGAAGACGAUGCAGCAGGACUUGCCAACGCCUCUUUCCGCGCUCUACUCAAACACCCGGCUGGAGAUGGACUUUCCCUUGCUGCUGGAUGAGAGUGCCAAGUGUUUGAUAGUUGAGGAGGAGACCAGGGAGCAAAGUAAAUCUAGAGUUUGGUUUGGUCAGAGGGCAGGAAGAGUGACAGCGUCAGUUUUCAGUGAGGCAGCCAGAGCAGACACACCUGCAUCCUUGAUCAAAAGAAUUUGCUAUCCUCAUGCAUCUCGUUUCUCCACUGAGGCAACAAGAAGGGGUCAAGAGAAUGAGGACAGAGCACGGGAAAGCUUUGUGGCUACGAUGAAAGACCACCAUGAAGACUUCCAGGUGAGGGCGUCAGGGUUUAUCAUCAACCCAGAACUCCCUUGGAUUGGAGCAUCCCCUGAUUGUAUGAUUGCCUGCACUUGCCAUGGAGACAGCGUUUUAGAAAUAAAAUGCCCCUUCAAAUCCAGGAACUGCUCCCUCAUGGAAAGCUGCAGGGAUUCUUCAUUUUGCCUUUGCUUAGGAGAAGAUGGGGUCAUGGCACUGAGACAAAACCACAAGUAUAUGUAUCAAGUGCAGGCCCAAAUGCACAUUGCAGAGGUGGGUUACUGUUACUUCAUGGUUUGGACGCCACAGGACAUUUUCAUUCAGCAAAUUCCAUAUGAUCCUGUCUUCUUCCAUGAUGCUUACGUCAAAGUUGAGAAUUUCAUCAAGGUUGGCGUGCUACCUGAGCUACUGGGGAAAUGGUAUACAGCACCACGCUUUACUCCCAGAGACACUGCAGUCACAAAUCAGCUACCUGAAGUGGGAUGCUACUGCAGUCAACCUGCAGCCACAGAUGACAUCAUUUGCACAUCUGGAAACUGUAGGCGAAAACAUUUUCACAAGAACUGCCUGAAGUUGACUAGCGUACCCAAGACAUGGCCAUGUGUGGCGGGCAGAACACAAGAACAACAGAUGGACAAGUGCUGCAUAGACCACAGCACACUCUGACCAUCUUGUCAAGAGGCGUAGGCUCUCCUGGACUUGCAGUCUGGCAAAGAGGAAUGGGUAUUGUGCUUUGGAAAAUGGUGUACUUGUUUCUAACAAGACCAAUCACCCGUUCAAUAUUCAAGUUCAUUUGGAUGCAGCUGUUGCUUCCCUUUAGUGAAGGCAGGUAUUUUGAGUUGUACAAUCCCACUGAAUCUGCUACUGUGAACCCUCGAUCUGCUAGGACCAAAUCAGCAGGUAAUAGAUUUUCCAGGUAUUUGCUAUUCUCUGUAAUAUGCCACUUC
Molecule: messenger RNA, 2072 nt
Organism: Alosa alosa (allis shad)
Lineage: Eukaryota; Metazoa; Chordata; Actinopteri; Clupeiformes; Clupeidae
Exons: 6
Coding region: 736-1791 (351 amino acids)
Source: RefSeq, a predicted model, not a curated record